Stegostoma tigrinum is the source of this 2921-nucleotide messenger RNA. RefSeq lists its product as uncharacterized. The transcript has 10 exons. Lineage: Eukaryota; Metazoa; Chordata; Chondrichthyes; Orectolobiformes; Stegostomatidae. The record is from RefSeq and is a predicted model, not a curated record. Bases 1443 to 2801 code for a protein of 452 amino acids.
CCGCGGGCAGGGCAAAGGUGCAGCUGCAGCAGUGAAGAAGUGCUUCGGACAGCAGCAGACGCUGGUUCACAUUCUUAGCCACCGGCAGCAGAAGCUCCUGUCAGAAAUGCGUCGACUAAUAGGCGGUGCAUUUGCAGCAUUUUCUGUUUUCACUUCAGAUCUGUAUCAUUCGCGCUGUUUUCUUUAAAAUUCUGAUUCGAAGACGUCAAGGCUCUGUAUUUCAGUACUUGCUUACGAAGAGGUAGAUGCAGACGGGUCUCGGCAUUGCAAAUCCUGCGGGAUUGACACGAAGUCUGCCGGAAUUAAAAAUUCAUCGUCAGGACCUCGUUUGCGGGGCAGUGGCCUCGUGGUAUUAUCCCUGGACUGUUAAUCUGGGGACCUGUGUUCGAAUCCUGCCAAGGCAGAUGGUGGAAUUUGAGUGUCUGGUUUGAAUGAGGCUGACGCCGAAUAGGCAGUAAAUGCUGCCUGCACUCUCACCCCUGGUAUGAAUAUAGGGGGGAAAACCCGAAAUAUGUUGUUCAGGAACAUCUUUUUCAUUCUCCUUGUGUAGUUCCAAUUGGAGGUUGGUUAUACAGAUAUUGGGGAUUGCAUAUGGGAUGAUUUUAAUUUGGCCCCUCACCAAUCCAGCAGGGCUGGAGGAGAGGAUGAGGAACCCCAGCACCUGGGCUCAUCAAGACGACUGAAUAGAGGGUGCUGCAUCCCGGACAACAUGUCUUGGACCUGUCUGAGAUUCACUGGCAGAAGGGGUUGCCCUUCAGAUGGAUCACCAUGAUUUCUUACAAUAGGAAUUGUCGUCACUGAGAUCAGUAAGGGUGAAUAUGCCCUACCAAUGGUCCUCAAAGUUACACCUACCCUGAAUUUUAUUUUCUGGCUACUUUCAAUUAGCUACAAGGUCUACUAAUGUGCCAGUUUUCAGUCCACAGCUGUAGUAGGCAGAUAACUAGCGUCCUGUUUGCCAGAAAAGUACGUCAUGGUCUCCAUUAGCUUCAACAUUCAACAGAAAAGAGUACAUUGUUCUGGAGCCAUGGCUGACUUACAUGCAGGACAUGAUUGACAGUGUGAUAUUGGUGGCCAUUGAGCACCAAAAUAAAAGCUCAUUCAAGCAAUAAAUUUCAAUCUCUGCAUUGUCAAUGUUAGCAGUUUGCUCUGCACAAUUUCCCCCAGAUUGUGUGUUAUACAUCGACAUGAUCUGCAGCAUAUUGCUCCACACUGCCUUGAAGGAAGACCUCCCUUUGGCAGAGGAAGUAAGCAGCAGCAGCAACAGGAACCAUCAUCAAAUGAUGAAAACCUUUGAGAAAGAUGCAAUCACAUUGGGAAACAGGCACUCUGAAAAAUCAGCAUUUUGUAGCACCAGAUGUAAAAGUCUCCAGACAUUGAGCUGGCCAUCCGGUGUUUACUGCGACUACAAAUGGGUCUCCUAGCAACUGUAUUGUUUACAAUCGAUGCCAGAAUCGGAGGGAAGUCAGGCGAGGCCAGUGCAAACGCUGCUUUUGCGAUCUGCUAGUGAACAGUGCCAUUUGGGAAAGCAGAAGUCCCCCUACCCCCCAGCCAUGGCCCACAAGUACGACACGCUUCUUGCUGGAAAAUCCGAGUUCAGCAAAACACGCUCAGACAAGCCGCCACUUCCCCAACCCUGGUACAAGGAGAGGCUAAAGACGAAGUACCUCAAAAAGAAUCAAACCUUGUCGUCUGACGCUUUGAAUGGACGUCGAUGGCGUUUCUUGAAAAGUGGGCUAGAUGAUUUCCGUGAUGGCUAUCCCCCUCAGACACAGGAAGAUUUAGCCAUAAUACGCAGUGUGAAGGGUGCUGGUCUUCGUCCCUUUCUCUUGAAGGGCACAGAAACUUUCAAACCUGCUCAGAGUGUGUCAAAAAGGCUUACUAAAUCACAGAUAUGUUUUUCCAAGUUUCUACCAUUACAACAGACGAGGAGGGAGCAGCUGGAAGAGAUUGAAUAUGGCUUGAGUCAGCAUCCAUUAGCUCUUUAUCCACACCUGGAAGAAGGAAUACGUCCAGAGCUCUUUGAGGUAAUUGUAGGUCUGCUGGACCCUGAGAUGCUAUUGUCUGACAAUAUUUGUGUAGAAGUACCUGAUGAAAAGAAGCAGACAGUUAUAAAACCAAAAGAGAAGACACAAGGCAGAAAAUGUUUAGAAAACAAUGAAGAACCAAAGCAGAGAAACCCCUAUAAGUGGAUCCUAUCCAGAGGGAAACAGAAGAAGGAGGACCAGAAAACCAGUCGAAAAUGGGAUAAAAAAACAGGACAAGAUGAAGAAAUAAAACAAAUAACAAAGGAAUUUUGUGACUGGGUAGCUUCUCUGGGUGGAGAGAACUACAAUAUAGAAGAAUCUACAAUCUUGAACCUUUUUGCAAGUGACUAUGAAACCAAUUCUGCUCUUCCCAUACCUAUCCAAGUAGUGGAGCUGGCCAACAUUCCUAGAGAGUUAAGGAUAACAGUGGGAACACCUCCACUAAGACCUUCACGAAGAAUCCACAAAACUCCUACCUUGGAAUCCACCCAGCCAUGUGGGGAUAAAUAUAUAUAUGGAGCCUGGUAUUUGGAUCCAAAGACAUGGUCAAAAAGAAGAGCUGAUGAACCUCUGGUCGAUCCCAAUUUUGAGGCUGAGAAAAACAAAACAAUUUUGCCUGAAGGGGCUGGGGAGAAGGAUGAAGAAAUCAGAAGGCUUCAUGCAACAAUAUCUUUCAAAAAAUAUCUAGAGGCAUUAGGAUGCAGGAAACCAGAGUUCCUGGAGAAAUUAUUUGCCAAAGUUGAUGAAAAUCAAACAGAAGUCAGAAGAACAGCUUGAAACAGAAACCUGAGACAGAAACUUCAGACCAAUUUUAACUCAGCUGAGAAGCUCAUUUGAGGACCAGCUCUCUUAUUUAUAAAUUUCUGUCAGAUCCACUUACAAUAAACAUACCAAAAU